GCAUACAUAUAUGCAAUCAUAUAACACCUGUGUGUAACACCAAUCAUCCAACACGUGUUGGAUUUGUUUUGUAUGUCAAUUUGUUUUCAUGUGAAGGUUAUAGGAAGUGGCAUCAGGUAUAUGUCAACGUGUACACUUCUCUGGCUGUAUCAUACAUCAUGUAGGUAAGGCAUUUUUAAAAAUGGAAAAGCAUAGAGAGAUAAGGUGAUCUAUUAAUUUCUCUUUUAAAGAAAUAUUUAAGAGAAUUAUUAAAAAUUAUAACUAUGAUAAACCCACUGCAAAAAAACAAUCAGGCAUUAAAAUAUGUUAGUUUAAUUACUCUCACAUUACAAAAUGCCCUUGUUGGUCUUAGUAUGCGAUAUGCACGUACCAGAUCAGGGGACAUGUUUUUAUCUUCAACAGCUGUUGUUAUGGCAGAGGUUGUUAAGCUUUUAACGUGUCUAAUAUUAGUUCUUUGGGAAGAAAAAAAUGUUGUGAAAUUCUGUGAAUCUUUGAAAGUGACGAUUAUAAAACAACCUAUUGACACUUUAAAAGUCUGUGUGCCAUCUCUUUUAUAUAUCAUACAAAAUAAUCUCCUAUAUGUAUCAGCGUCUAAUUUAGAUGCAGCAACUCAUCAGGUGACAUACCAACUAAAAAUUUUGACAACAGCAUUUUUUGCGGUAGUAAUAUUAAGAAAGUCUUUGAAAAAUACUCAAUGGGGAGCUGUAAUAUUAUUAGUGAUAGGUGUAAUAUUAGUGCAGUUAGCUCGAACUUCAGAAAGUGCUAUAUCAUCUGAAAUAGAACAGAAUCGUAUAUUAGGAUUCUCUGCUGCAUUAAGCGCAUGCUUUUUAUCAGGUUUUGCUGGCAUAUACUUUGAAAAAAUACUGAAAGAUUCUGAUAUUUCAGUAUGGAUGAGAAAUGUACAAUUAAGUUUUUUGUCACUACCUUUUGGAUUAAUUACAAGUUUUAUAAAUGAUGGUAGUACAAUACGAAAACAAGGUUUCUUUUUUGGAUAUGAUUUAUUUGUUUGUUAUUUAGUUGUUCUUCAAGCAGGUGGAGGUCUUAUCGUUGCCAUGGUAGUUAAGUAUGCUGACAAUAUACUCAAAGGUUUUGCUACAUCUUUAGCAAUUAUCAUUUCUUGCAUAGCAUCUAUAUAUCUUUUUGACUUCAAUUUGACUUUGCAAUUUGCAGUAGGAGCCGUUUUAGUAAUUUGUUCAAUUUUUUUGUAUGGGCACCAACCGAAACCAACGCAUGUUGACAGACAUUCUUCAACCCAGAGAGCUUGACAUCUGGGGGUCGAAAUGUUCCGAUCGGAUCAUUUUUCGACAGCUUAUAGAUUUAAAAAAAGUAAUAAAAAUGUUAUGCGUGGCGACAUCAAUGUAGCCGCGCGUCGAUCCCGAGAUCGUGCUGUCAACGUAAAUUCUAAGGUAUUAAAUUGAAAAUAGAGAGAUUGUGUUCUUGAUCAUUGUCAGUAUUUCGUUAUAUUUAUAUAAAAUAAAUGUGAGUAUAUUAUUUUCACAAGAAAUAAUAUUUAGGAAAGCCUAUUUAGUAUUGGUUGUGACCAGCAUUCAACAAUGUAAAUCAUAGUUGAAUAAUUAAUUGUACAGUUUUCGUUUUAAAAUUAUUAUAAAUGAUAUGCAGUAUGAAAAUUGUUAUCUUUCUAGUUACAAAUUGAACAAUUUGUAAAUAUUACUGAAUGAAAAAUUCUAAAAUAGCAAUUGGACUAUUGGAUCAUGAGCUAAAAAUAGGCGUAAUUUAUAAUAAAAGAAUUCUUUUUGUAAUUACUAA
This is a messenger RNA of Megalopta genalis, 1767 nucleotides long. RefSeq names its product UDP-galactose transporter (gene Ugalt). The record is from RefSeq and is a predicted model, not a curated record. NCBI's taxonomy places the organism in Eukaryota, Metazoa, Arthropoda, Insecta, Hymenoptera, Halictidae. Gene Ontology annotation, molecular function: pyrimidine nucleotide-sugar transmembrane transporter activity. Gene Ontology annotation, biological process: pyrimidine nucleotide-sugar transmembrane transport. Gene Ontology annotation, cellular component: Golgi membrane.